AUGGCUGGCCGAUACUACAAAGCCCAAACUCUCAAUGUCGUGGUGGAGGUGAAGCUGAGUGCAGCAGAGGAGCAGGAGAAAUGGCUGGCGGAUGCACUCAACGUGGUCAAGCAGCAGGCCUUCUACAUGCGCCGAGCUCUCCCACCUCCUCUGCCUGCCUUCGCUGACUCUCAGGACUCGGGCAACCUACGAGAGGCCCUCAAGUACUCAGCGCAAAUGCUUUCUGAGCUCCGCACCUCCAAGCUCGCACCACAGAAAUACUACGAGCUCUGUACGCGCCUCAAAGUCCACCGCAUCCGCACUGUUCCCCAACCCUGCGUGCAUGGCAUGGCAGACAUAGUGGUGUGUGGCGAGCUGCAGAACCUGGAGGCGUUCUUCUGGGACGAGCACAAGAUGCGCGGUCGCAGCUGUGUGGACCUCUAUGAGCUCGUGCAGCACGCCGGCAACAUCGUGCCAAGGCUGUAUCUCCUGUGCACGGUAGGGGCAGUGUACAUUCGCAGCAAGGAGGGACCGGCUAAGGAGGUGCUCAGCGACCUGAGCGAGGUGUGCAAGGGCGUGCAGCACCCCAUCCGCGGGCUGUUCCUGAGGGCGCACCUCACCCAGUGCAGCCGCGAUAAGUUGCCUGACACAGGUUCCGAAUACGAAGGCGAGGGUGGCACAGUGGUGGAUGCAGUGGAGUUCCUGCUGCAGAACUUCACGGAGAUGAACAAGCUGUGGGUGCGCAUGCAGCACCAGGGGCCUGCCACCGAGAGGGAGAAGCGCGAGCAGGAGCGGCGAGAGCUCAGAGACUUGGUGGGCAAGAAUCUGCAUCUGCUGAGUCAGCUGGAGGGGGUGAAUCUGGACAUGUACAAGACUGUAGUGCUGCCGCGCAUCCUAGAGCAGGGACGAGAUAGCCAGCAGUACCUAAUGGACUGCCUCAUCCAGGUGUUCCCAGACGACUUCCAUCUCAACACCCUUGAGACGCUCCUGGGGGCGUGCCCUGAGUGCGUGCACUGCAUUCAUCCUCCCUCCCCUCCUCUCUCGUUCCCUUCCUCUCUCGUUCCCUUCCUCAUCGGACCUCCCUUCCAGAUCGUGAACUGCAGGGACGAGAUAGCCCAGCAAUAUUUGAUGGACUGCCUCAUCCAGGUUUUCCCAGACGACUUCCAUCUCAACACCCUCGAGACGCUCCUGGGGGCGUGCCCUGAGCUACAGCCGAGUGUUGACGUGCGGACCAUCAUGUCUCAGUUGAUGGACCGCCUUUCGACCUUCAUGGAUAAGAACCCUGAUGCGUGCCUCGAGCUGCAGCCCAGCGUUGAUGUGCGAACCAUCAUGUCUCAACUCAUGGACCGCCUAUCGACCUUCAUGGAUAAGAACCCGGAUGUGAGUGCUGGUAGCCCUGCGAUACCGCAGAGGAUGUCCGCACAGUGUUCAGUUAAGGUGCUUCAUUCAUUCCCGUGCAUUUUCGACCUCCUCAUCUGGCGUCUGUUUUUUCUCCUUCCCCUGCUGCCCCGUAAUCACCAGGCCUUGCCGCAUUUCCUGGAGGUGGAUGCUUUUGCCAAGUUCAACUCCGCUGUCAGCAAGUGUCUCUUCUCACUCCCACCCAUCCCACCGCCGCCCCCCCUUCCCCCGUCCAUCCUCCCCCCGUCAGGGGAUGGAGGCACAGGCGGAGAGGCUGCUGAAAGGCGUUGUGACGGAGGCACAGGCGGAGAGGCUGCUGAAAGGCGUUGUCAGCCUGCGUCUGCUGCUGCACGCCAUGCAUGUGUUCUCACUCACACCCUUCACCGCUCACCCACACAAUUCCCCCCCCCCCGUCAGCUGAUGGAAGCACAGGCGGAGAUGCCUCUCACGGGCGUUGUCAGCCUGCCUGCAUCUCUCUCUGCUGCACGCCAUGCGUCUGUUCUCACUCGCACCCUUCACCACCCGCGCCCCCAUCCUCUUCCCCCCUCAUCAGGUGAUGGAGGAGCAGACGGAGAUGCUGCUAAAGGGUGUGGUCUGGUGAUGGAGGCGCAGGCGGAGAUGCCGCUAAAGGGCGUCGUCAGCCUGCAUCUGGCUCUCCUGCAGUUUGUGCUGCGCGUGCAUCCCGACCGCCUCGACUACAUCGACCAAGUGCUGGCGGCUUGUGUGGGGAUAUUGGAUGCGAGGAGGCAGACCAAGGACAGCCCGACAACAAAGCAGCUGGUGGCGCUACUCUCAGCAGCGCUGGACAAGUUUGGGCCGGGCGGCGUGCUGACGGUGCUGCAGCUACCACACUACGCACGGGUCAUGGGGCACCUGGACCAUGAGACGAAUAAGGCAAUGGCGGUGGUGAUCAUUCAGAACAUGGUGAAGCAUGAGACCACGAUUGGAGACCCAGAGAAGGUGAGUUACGGGCUGAUAUGCUUCUCACCUGCCGCAUUACGCGCGGGGUUGUGCCUCUGCAGCACGAAUUCCAGACUCCAGAGGGACUACGCGCGGGUCAUGGGGCACCUGGACCACGGGACCAAUAAGGCCAUGGCGGUGGUGAUCAUACAGAACAUGGUCAAACACGAGACGACAAUUGGGGACCCGGAGAAGGUGGAGUGCUUACUCAGCCUCGUGCGCCAUCUCACUCAAGACAUGGACGGCGUUCCUCCAGUCGACGAGCUUGACAUGGACGACUUUUCUGAGGAGCAGAAUCUCGUGGCGCGUCUCGUGCACCUGCUCGUCAAUCCCGACCCGAGAAUACAGUUCCAGCCUGCACCUUCUCUCUGUUUCAUGCCUUCCUCAUCCGUCCAGCCUGCACCUUCUCUCUGUUUCAUGCCUUCCUCAUCCGUCCAGCCUGCACCUUCUCUCUGUUUCAUGCCUUCCUCAUCCGUCCAGCCUGCACCUUCUCUCUGUUUCAUGCCUUCCUCAUCCGUCCAGCCUGCACCUUCUCUCUGUUUCAUGCCUUCCUCUGCUUGCCCACACACCCCGCCAUCAUCCGAACGCAUCUCUUCAAGGAGGCCAGUGAAGGCUGCAACUCUCUCUCUCUCUGUUGCAGCCUGCGUGGCCUACUGUGUCUUACACAUCGCUCCCUCUCUGUUCCCUCCACUUGCCUACACGUGUCAGAUCCUAGCCAUCAUCCGAACGCAUCUCUUCAAGGGAGGCCAAUCCAGACUACGCUUCACCAUCCCCUCACUUGUCUUCUGCUCGCUACAGUUGGUGCACCAGCUGCUAUCUCAGGGCAGCACAGGGGCGGAUCAGGCACUGGCAACAGCGGGGGCAGCGGCGAGUCAAGCAGCAAUGGCGGCUGCUGCAGCAGGGGAGGGGCCUGUCACUCCUCUCACGCUCUUCCUCUUCCUGCACAAGGUGGUGGAGACCCUGUCAGAGUUCGUGCCUCCAUUGGCCCUCAAGCUCGCCCUCGAGUGCGCGCAGGUGGCCAGUGCGUGUGGUCUGGAGCCCAUCGCAUAUGACCUCUUCACCCUCGCCUUUGUCAUUUAUGAGGAGGAGAUAUCGGAUUCCAAGGCACAGGUCACCGCUCUGCACCUGAUCAUUGGAACGCUGCAGCGCUGCCACGUGUUUGCAGAGGAGAACAGAGACACGCUCACACACAAGGCCACUGGAUACUCGGCCAAGCUACUAAAGAAAGCGGAUCAGUGUCGUGCUGUGUGCACCUGUGCACACCUCUUCUGGAGCGAUGAGGAGAACGGCCCUAGAGAUGGCGAAAGGGUGGUGCUGUGUCUCAAGAGAGCGCUCAAGAUUGCCAACGCAGCAGCUCAGCAGCUCUCAGCCGCUGCCAGAGUGCCCGGUUCGCACGUGGUGCUGCUGGUGGAGAUUCUCAACAAAUACCUGUACUUCUUUGACAAGGGCAACCCCCAUGUGACCCCCGUGGUGCUGCAAGGCCUCAUCGAGCUCAUCACCUCCGAGCUCGCUGUCGAUGGCGCCACCGUCGAUGCCACCGUGCACAGCUUUUACCGGGCGACGCUUGCGCAUAUUAAGGACCAGAAGCACAAGGCGGGUGCGAUAGGGAAGAAGUAUGCUGAAAUCCAGAUUUGA
Messenger RNA from Closterium sp. NIES-65, 3972 nucleotides. The record is from the annotation of a GenBank genome assembly. Lineage: Eukaryota; Viridiplantae; Streptophyta; Zygnematophyceae; Desmidiales; Closteriaceae.